AUGUUUCUUGGGAACGGAUAUUCAGAAGAAGCAAUACAACGCAACAUACGGAUGAUGAUGAACAGAUGGGAGGACGGAGAGCAAAAGGGGCAGGAGCAAAAUAUGGAUAUGUCUGGCGUCCUGCGAAUUGGGUCGAAAGCUACCACCAACAGUAUAGAAAUUAAACUUUCUUAUAAUCCUGAAGGAAAGGACAACCCUCUUCACCAUCUUGCUCACACAACAUGA
Molecule: messenger RNA, 225 nt
Organism: Protopolystoma xenopodis
Lineage: Eukaryota; Metazoa; Platyhelminthes; Monogenea; Polystomatidea; Polystomatidae
Source: the annotation of a GenBank genome assembly